UUUCUUCGUCGUCGUCUCUUUGCGCUAUCCACUUCACGGGUAUUUUUUGGCGCUUUGCUGGGCUGCUAGACGUCACCACGUUCAAGUUUGAAUGAGAAGCGUCGCCAAAUGGUGUACGACGUCGACGGUCGUCCACUCGAAAGUCUAGAUCGACACGAUCACACUCAUCUCUACCAACGUCCUUUCGAAGAGCUCUUUUACCUUAUCGGCUCCGUCGUUGGUAACAAGCAGGAAGACCUCUUCUACGACUUAGAAAUAGCUCUGAGAAGACACCGACCAGACUUCACAGCUUUGUUGGUAAAUCCGCCAAAGAAUUCCACUCAUUGGGAGCAAGUCAAGAAGUCAGUCAGUGAAGGUCUGCAGCUUCCAGGAGAAGCUCAUCGUCGCAGACUGCCAGCUGCGUUUGUCGAAGAGGCAUUGCUGCUUAGCGAUUUGGUGAAACUCAACGAGCUCUCAGCUGUUGAACUUCUUCUCCAGGGUGAGGAAUGGCAGCCACGACAUCCUGGCCUGUCUCGUGGUCUAGUUGCAGUUUUGUUGUAUCACGAGGAAAGGAAGUGCUUAGUCUACUCCCUUCGCUCUCUUAUUCAAGCAAGAGAGGGAGCAUCUUGGACACUGGGACUUACCGAUGAAAUGAAUCGACUCAUCACAGACUUCACAGAUGAUCUCCUUCAGUCAGGACUAACAGAAAAAAUUCUUUCUCUUCUCAUGUCUGUCUGUGUUGAAACAGAACUGAAUGCUCUUGAAGAAGGUCGAGGAGUUGGUGGUUCGAAGCACAGACAACAACUUAUUACUGUAAUCACCGAACAGAGGCAUGCAUUGGCUGACUGUCUGUUUUGUUGGACAUGUCAAAAUCCACUGCCAAAAGCGGACGUGUUUGCAAUACUUAAGGUCUUGAAAGGAUUGACUCGUAAUGAAUUGUUGAUCAAAGAUGGGACCGUAGAUCCUGUUUAUCUGAGUCUCUUGAUGACAAUUUUGUACUCGUUGAACGUGGAGCCCCUGAGUGAUGUGGAUGCUAACGACAUGGAAACGUUUUAUGACUCACGUCCAAUGUUCUGUGAUAAUACCUGGAUUGAAGAGUUUCAUGAACAGUUGUUGGGAAAUGGAUCAUUCAGGUGUAAAGAGAUGGCAGCCGUUGUGAUGUUGGCCUGGUCUCUGGUUAUCAAUGUAGCGGGAAGACGACAAAAUAUGACAAGCGUUGUUGAUCAGCUAGAGGAAGAUGAUGAGCAGCUGUUUGAUCAAGCUAUUGCUGGAGAUGCUUUGAAGUUCCUACGACAUUCUGUCAUUAUGUCACCGACAUUCAGUGAAGAAGAAUACUACAUUCGCAGCAUUCACAGCCUAAUCACAGGAAUUUUGGUCAACAUGCCACAGAAGGUGAAGAAGUUACGGAACGAGAACGAUGAAGCAGCACGUAUUAUUGCUCUGCAUGCUGCACAGGGAGUUGAUCCUCCUGAAGGACUUCGACACGACUUUGAAGAUAUGAUGAGACUGAUUGGAGAGAUUUAUAUGAAUGAUGGGCUGAAGUUGCAACUUGAGGUGGAAUUUUGGGGUUCAAGUGAACCGGCAGUAGGUCAAUCAAGUGGAAUGGGUCUGUCAAUGAUAUACCAACAAUACACAUCACAGAGACAGAUCAGUCUGUACAAAUUUGUUCGUUUGGCUGGUGAUCUCCUUCCACCUAGCCUCUUUACUCCUUACCUUGACAUGUUGACGGGUAUUUCGAAUAGCCCUACUGCUGCCCAUCAUUGCUAUAACAUGCUAAAAGCCAACAGUGCAAGUCUCGGAGCAGGAACGGCAAGCUCCACUGUCUCGUGGGAUCACUUCUUUCUUACAAUGAAGCAGUAUUAUCUGAACAUGAGACAAGAUGCUACGUUGACGUAUGGUGCUCCUGUGCAUUCUCUUGUGCCUGGCGUAAUUGCCUCAGACGAACUGGAAGGCUUGCAGGCUGUAUUAAGAUUAUUGCGUCAGAUUGUCAAACAGGAUCAGUUGGCCAGGAUUGCUCUUUAUGAGAGUCAGUAUUGGCUUCCUCUGCCAACACUUGUUCAAUUGGUUGGUUGUGCGGUACCUCUGCAACUGAAAGCCAACCUUCUUCUGUGUCUGGCGGCGUUUGCACUCAUGCCUGAUGUUUAUAAUAAUCUCUGGCACAUGAUGGAGUCACAGCAGUUUCUGCAGACUAUCCGACCUCAGCAGGGACAACAUCAAACUGGCAUCACGGUUGAACUGGAAGAAAUCGAGUCACGAGCUGAAGAAUAUCCAGAAACUUGUGCAUUUCUUUCUCUCUUGGACAAUCUCACCAAUUUUCCUAUCCCUUCUACACUUGGUGCCGGAUACCGAGUCCCUGGUUUUGAUCCAUAUCUUGAAUUCCUUCGCGACAUUGUUUUUCUGAAGUUCGACACACGUGCAUACCACAACGCCGAAGAAAAGUGGUUUGUUUGUUCGGGCGUUUUAGAGGUGCUACACAAGCUGCUGAAACACCACAAUCCCGAACCAAGUCACUUCUCUGAUGUCACAAUUGAUAUUGAAGGAAUGGGCGUGGUCCCAGUGAGCAGACCUCCUGGUCAUGCCAUCAUGGAACAUUUGCUGAAUGAGUCGCCGUUCCUUGCAAAGGCAAGUAGAAUGCGUAACAAAGGAUUAGAUAAUGCUCAUCAUGACAUUAGUUGCUCACAUGGUUGGCCUGUCUCUAGUCUUGUGGUGAGCAGGAUUACUCCAAACAUGUGUAUGGAUUUUAACGAAGUUUGGUGGGAUCAUAGAACUUUGAUGGAGGAACAACUGAUUACAUGUAUAUUGCUGAUUCUGUUGGUUAUUGAUACUGCUGCUCAGUAUGCCAUUGAACCUGUCAAGAUGUCACCAAGUGGUCAGAAUGCCUUUGAGCGUUCUGUUUUGCUUGCACUCAGAAUGAUUGAUAUGAUGCUUGUCAAGCAGUCAACAUUUUUCGAGCAUCUGCGGGCUCAAAACAGUUCUUUACUCGCUACUCCAAUGGAGCAGCUACUUCUAGCAAUUAAUCCUCGAACAGGAAGACCUGAUCACUUUGUGAACAUAGCAAGACUUGUGUGUGAUCACGGCUUGAGUGCAGCUCUUUGUGUAACUGCAGUGAAAAUUCUUUGCUCUGUGUGUCAUUCUGCAGCAAUACAGAAGGACAUAGUCAGGAUGUGGACGUCUUCAGAGGCUGUUGCUACAGACAUCUUGCAUGGAUUUGUGACACGUUUAGAGAACAGUGAUCCUGAAGAACAGUCUGCACAGACAGAUGAAUCUCAAGAUGAUGAAACGUCCGACAUAGCUGUUUCUCAGAUAUCCAGUGCCAUUCGUCUUUACAUUGUGCAAGUCAUGCAGAUUUCUCUUAAUCAUCGCACUCCCAAUGUUGCUCAUUUUCUGCUUGGAUUCGAUCUUUCUGGUUCUGUCUCCAAAACAAGCCUUCAGGAUCCUGGUGUACGCGGAUCACCUCGUACGUGCUUACACGUUCUGCUAGACAUUCUAAGUGAACACAUUACUAUACAACGUCUGGCGAGUGCAUCUGGUGCUCAUAAGCCUCAUUUAGUCGAGCUUUGCUAUGGUCUCGUUUACUCUCUUUGCAAUAAUUCAAAUACAAGCCAGCCAACUGUGAGAUAUCUACGAACAAGUCACGACUUCUUUUAUCGUCACUUGGAGAGUCUGCCAUUUUCAUUGCUACGAUGUCAUGAUAACGAUGAAGAUGAGAAUGGAUCAGAUGUAGAACUCAUGCAUUCAGUAAACCAGCAGGCUUGGCUUUUGAAAUCAGUAGCACUGGAACUACGGCUGACAGCAAUGAACAGACAGAACUCUCAUACUCAACGUUUAAUUAACUCAUUGCUGAGCGAGGAAACCGCACCAUUUUUGUCAGAUUCUGAUCAGCCGUUUGGCUUGGAUGUUGUCCUUCGGUCAGAUAUGAGGACGACAGGUCAGGGUCAAAAUCGACUUCUACGUCUUCUUAACAUCAUUGACUUGAACCAGGAGUAUCCACCUAAAUUUCAGCUGCAAUUCUUUGACACAGCUGUUAUUGAGAAUGUAGUGACCUCUCUAGAAUCUUCGUCAGCGAUUGGUGGGAGUGGAGAAAGUAGUGUCUGUGAUCUACGUGCUCUCAAUAGAGUUCUUAUGGAUGAACUCAACAGUUCACAAGGAAUACCAGUAGCACAGAGAAGUAGAAUCCUUGAGGAAAUACACGGCAUUCUUGAGAUUGUCUUGAAAAGGAAUCACGUUGUGCAGACAGUGAACUGUAAACGUCAACUUUUAAAUGGUUGGCGUCAAGUAAUAGAAGUUAUGUUGACUGCAUGUCCAAUUGACGUUCUUGGUGGCGAUGUCAGACACAGCUUCAUACUGGAGGUCAUUCAAGAGCUUUUACUCAAGAUAUCAUCUGAUGGUGCAUCACCACAGCUGACUGCUCCUUUGCAUGGUGUCCUCAUGACUCUCAUGGCUCAACUGAAAGCAACAGUCCAAAUAUCUGCAAUUCCUGCUGGAACCCUUCAUUCCAUUCUGAGAGGUCUCAUUGAGCAACUGAUGCGUUCAAGCAGUGGCCAACAGCAAACAAGAAGCUUCAUCUACUCGGCUCUUCUAUAUUAUCUCCAGGCAACUAGCAGUGGGAAAAGCCCAAGUCAGACAGAAUUUGUGUUUGGAAUGGGUGGUGGAGUUCAAGGUCGCGAUGCUCUUGAGUCUGGUAAUUUGGCUGUUCUCUCUCACUACGGUGAAAGUGUAAUGGAGGUGGUGUGUCGAGAUGCUUGCGAUGGCUCGGACGUUGUUCGCAUGCUUGCCUUUGCAGUUCUCGAUUGCAUUGUCGUGUUUGAUUGGCAAUACAAAUGGCUGAAUUAUAUGACGGCUAAAGGAUAUUUGAGGCAUUGCAUCAAUUCUUUAGUUCAUGAAGACUCAGCUCUGCAGGCAAUGCUUGCACCUAAUCCAGAGCCUCUGAAGUCUUUAUAUAUCUAUGAGUCAAAGAUGUCGUUUCUGACACGUUUAGCUCAAUUCUCUGCCGGUGCACAAGCAUUACUACACAGUGAUGUAUUCACUUGCCUCUCAGGGUGUGCAUUCCUAGAUAUGAGGCCAGAACCAGGCUCAUAUGCCAACAGUCUUACCCCAUAUGGUGACUCAUUGUCUGAUGAAGGCUACUCUGGGAUGUUUCAUGAUUCAUUUGCACCUGCUGUUAUGGAAAGAUAUCGUCAACUUCUCUUUCCAGCUCUGAACCUUGCCAUGUCAAUACUCAACUCACUUGGUAAACAACAUCGCGAUGCAUGCCUUCAGGCAUUUGGAUGUGUGUCGUCACACUCUGAAAUCAUAUUUGGCAUCUUGAAGGAGCAUGGCCGUGCUUUGUCACUUGCGGGCUUGGAGGAAGUGGCCUUGGUGACUGGUCUAGUUUGUCGAUCUUGUGUUGGUUUGGGAGACUGGACGGCGGGUCUCGGAACUGCUGGUACAAAUAGUGCCGAAUUUUACGGAAGUUUGACGCGAAUGCAGAGGUUGAUGUUAUCACUAUUGGUACAUUACUGCCUUCCUGACUCGUGGGACAAGCUGCUCAAGACUGUUGUCUCAACGGAAGGCCACGUCAAUCAUGACUCUAGUGUGGUAGCUCGUGAUGUUGUCGUGGAGAUUGCCAGUCCACUUCUACAGCAAAUCACAUCGAAUAUCAUCACAUACUGCAAACAUGUCAUGACAGGAGGAAAUUAUUCUCACAGAUCACGUGUCAUCAAUAUCCUUCUGGAGCCAACUCUCGUUGAGCAGACCCAAACAUCUGGAUUUGAGAGAAUGGCCGUCGUAUCGAGGCCACCGUCUAUGGGAGUCCUCAUCCAUUUGUUGGAAGGUUGCUGCGAAGGAUAUCUGUCUGCUUCAGAUUCAUAUCAACGAUGUCAACGGAAAGUCUCUAACAUGAUGGAGCUAAGUUCGGAUGAAUUGAAGGAGUAUGCUGACUGGCUGACAAAUAGUGACAAAAUGACAGCUCGACAGCGAGAAGAGCUGGCCAGUCAACGACUCAGGUUGAUGGUUGAUAACAAACAGCAAGAAAUGGAGCUAUUCUUUUAUAUUAUUGAAACUGCUCUCUAUGUACUCUGGUGUCAUCUUGAAUUUUUCUUUGUCCACUGUACACCUAGGCCAAUGGAUGCGCAAUUAGGACUGGACUGGUCAUCCUCGUCAAUGAGACGGCUGCAGGAUCAUGAUUGGGGGCGUAGGCAGCGAUUUCAAAUGGGAAGCACAUCUACCAUCGGAGAAGGAGUAUCGAGAGCAGAUCUUGAACAGCUGAAAGGAGAAGCCAACUCAUUCUUUACUGAAACAUUUUUCAAGAAGUUACUCGAUGUCGAACGUACAAGGGAAAGGAAAGGAUUUGUGGAUGCUCUGACACGACGCAUCAAGCGACUACUGCAGCUACGGAUCUGAGUUUUUAUGAGGUUGCUGUACCGGUUCCUAGACUAAGUGACUUCACAGUUACGUUUGCAAUAUCUAAUGUGUUUGUACGUGUAAUUAUCACGUAGCGUGUACAAUGAAUACCAGGUGUAGACACAAAG
Corticium candelabrum is the source of this 6488-nucleotide messenger RNA. Its product is annotated as nuclear pore complex protein Nup205-like. Gene Ontology annotation, molecular function: structural constituent of nuclear pore. Gene Ontology annotation, cellular component: nuclear pore inner ring; nuclear pore. The transcript has 31 exons. The record is from RefSeq and is a predicted model, not a curated record. Gene Ontology annotation, biological process: nuclear pore organization. The coding region runs from base 109 to 6360 and encodes 2083 amino acids. NCBI's taxonomy places the organism in Eukaryota, Metazoa, Porifera, Homoscleromorpha, Homosclerophorida, Plakinidae.